GGAAGUAUUCUCAAGACGCUGCGCGCGAUCUGUCGCGCAACAUCUCUGCGCGCUCACCUUUCUGCACCUUGUUGGCGUCUUGGGCCAUGCCAGGCGAGGGUCCCGACGCCGGGGAGGUUGCCGACGCCAACCUCGACGGCAAGACGUCCAACGACGGGCAGGGUUCCCACGGCGACGAGGAGCUCGACGCCGGGAAGGCCAAGGCGGAGCCCAUCGCGGCGUUGCCCGAGAUGCCCUCAAUGCCCUUCGACUUCUCUGCCGAGGUGCGCAGGCAGGUCGGCCAAUGCAGUGACGAGGACAAGGGCUUAAAACGUGGAGCUGGAGAUGCUGAAGACGGCCAAGACAAAGGCCCUAGGAAAAAGAAAGGGAAGGUGCGCGAGGUGCGCGCUGAUGGUCGAGAGUGCGAGAUCCCCUCCUGCUCGCUCGGGGCCGCCGCCAAUGGUAAGUUCUGCUGGAGUCACAAGAGGGCGAAAGACAACCUCUACAAGCACGCCGUGAAGGGCGAGAAGAAAAACCUUGAGUGUUGGCAAAAUUACGCGCAGAUCUUCGGGGAGGGCAGGGGCGGCCCGCCGGACGUGCAGCUGGCGCACCAGGCGUUGGAGGAUUACGUCGCGGAGUUCCCAGAAGAUGAGAGCGGUGAUGAACACCAAUCUGGCAAGAAGGCGGUUCGCGGGACCCUGGACCUCAGCCGGUACACGCACGCCAAGGGCAGCCGCAAGUCCAACGACGACUUUUCAAAAUGGCCGAAGAUGGAUUUGGAGAUUUUCACUGGCAAGAUGCGCGCCUAUCGGCAGUGGACGCCCCAGAAGUGCAAGGAUGAGUUCGCGGGAUUGAUUGCCACGUACGGCAUUUGCGACAGCAAGGGCUAUGGUGCCGACAAUCGCCGCGUCAAGGUCCCGCCGGAGAUGUGCGGGGAGGAUGGCGAGGAGGAGAGGAUUGGCCUGUACGAGGAUCGCUGCCUGGAGACUUCGAUGAAGCAACAGAAGAUGUCACAAGAGGCAAAAGACGCGUGGUAUUCGCAGACGCGCACUGGCCUGGAUGCCAACCUGAGGCUGACCCCUGACGCGAAGUCCAAGCUACAGGCAAGCUUGUCAUCUUCGUCGGUAGCGGCGGAGUCCAACCCCAGCAAGGUACUCGACAGCAUAAUGUCGGCAGCUGUGUCGGCCUCGUCUGCUGAUGAAGGCGGUGCUGAAGGCACUGCUGCCAGCCUUCGCGACUCCAGCAAAAGUCACCCAGGCCCGCAGGGGAAAAGCAUGGCCGGCUCCGAUCGGGCGAAGCUCUGGGGCAAAGUACGGACGGAUAUGCUAAAUGCAAAGCCCAAGCUGUUGAAGGAGAUCAAGGAUGCCACGAUUGCACUUCGCCAGAGCGACCCGUCCAACCACGGACCGAUCUUCAUUGAUGGAGUGAGGGAGCGGUGCGCGGUGGCAUGCCGCUUUCUCGGCGUUUCUUGCGUCUGCGAGGAGAAGACCGUUCAUGGAGUGAAAAGCCAGGAGACAGUUCCCACUGUGACCAUCGAACCCAUGGCAGAGUUUGCGCACAAGACGCUGGUGAAGCAGGAGGGCGAGUCGAGGGAGACGUGGCAGAGCCGGCAAAAUGACGAGCACUUGGAAAAGGCUAACAAGCACGACGUCUACCUUCAAGAUCUCCUGGACUCGAUGAAGGUGCUGCCGAUGGAGUCCAAGAAUAUCAUGUCGUCCAGCAAGCAGGAACUCUUUCACAACUCGAUUACAACGAUGACGACGGCUGAGGCGCUGGAGGAAGCCAACUGCAAGUGGGACGAACAGCAGCAUCUCGUAAGCCAGCUGGUCGCCAGCCUGAAGCAGGCCACGAGGGAGCUCAACUCGGAGAUAAAGAAGGCCACGACGCGGUUGAGGAAGGAGCUCGAGCGACAACAGAAGGAAAUUCAGGAUGCAGAGCUAGCUCGGAAAAAACAGGUUGAGCUUGAGACGAAGAAGAAGCUGACGCAUGAAAAGCAUCUCGAAGCAUUCGGCCUCAACUUCGAGUCGCACUCCAAGGUGCAGGUCUUCGCGUCAGACGCGGCCUGGAGCGCUGAGGGUGAUAAACACUAUGCGAGGCCGUGGGCUGUCGAAUCGUCGGAUGCGGUUAAGGCUGCGUUCGCGGAGCCGGAGGGUGAGCAGAAGGCCAAGAACGUGUUGCAUAAGACGAUGGGGUUAUGGGCCGCCUCUUACCCCAAGAACGCCAUGUACAAGCAGCACGACGUUGUAAUGAGCCCCCUCACUGAAUCUAUGGGAGUCUUGCAGUUGCAUCGGGAACACGAACUCUUCGCGCCUACGCAGCGCCGCAUCCAGUCGAGCUUGCCCGUCCUUCUUCCCCACCUGCGCACGGUCAAGGUGUUUGCCGAGGGCGAGACUUACACCAACUGCGACUUCGAGACGAACUUCUUGGGGACAUUGCGUAUCCAGGUGGAAGGUACAACCAAGAUCGCCCUCGUGCGCGCGGGUCCUUUCAUCGAAGUGGUGAAGGACAUCAAAAAGAAGCCGGUAGGGCAGGUGGACUUGGCAGAUGUUUCGCAGGUGCUCAUGGGCGUAUCUCAGGCCGACCUGGACGCCUGCCACCAGAAGGGCGUGGACAUUCAGCGUAUCGACCUCGGCCCGAACAGCGUGCUCUACAUUCCGCCCGGAUGGCUCGUACUGCAGGCCACGGCCAAUCAGGCUGCGGUGACUUGCAUCAAGCGCUGGUGCUUGGUGCAGGAGGAACUCCGCGAGACCGUCGAAACGUUGAAAUCCAUUGGCAAGCUAGGCAUGAAGGUGUCCGUGCGCGAGGCCUUGAAGGCGGUGACCGACCUCGUCGAGUCCAAGCUUAGCACAGCGUGA
Prorocentrum cordatum is the source of this 2834-nucleotide messenger RNA. Lineage: Eukaryota; Dinophyceae; Prorocentrales; Prorocentraceae. The record is from the annotation of a GenBank genome assembly.